Molecule: messenger RNA, 1027 nt
Organism: Prorocentrum cordatum
Lineage: Eukaryota; Dinophyceae; Prorocentrales; Prorocentraceae
Source: the annotation of a GenBank genome assembly
CCAAGAGGCCCCCCAAGAGGUCAGUGGCCAUUUGGCUCGAGCCUGAAACUCAGGGGGGGUCUCGAAGCUCGCAGUGUGUAGCUGCUCUAGCAUACCAUGCCAGCAAGCACCCCGCGAACCAUGUUCACCGCUCGCGCGCUGUCUCAAGAGACUGAGGCGCCUCUCGCCGAGCAGGGUAAGGGUAAGGCGGUGAACCCCGACCUCUACGCCAGCUCGGCCCCCACGCGAUGCCCAACGGCAGAGCUGCCCCCCUUCGACGACGACCAGGACGACGACGCGCACGAGGAGAGCCGGGGGGUCACUGCGCGGCAGAAGGACGGCGACGAGCCAGCGCUCCUCGAGGCGGCGCCCUUCGAGACGGUGCCCCUCGGAGGCCGACGCCCCCGGAGGGGGCCUGCGAUGCCAGCGCCGAAGGGGGCCCCGCUCAGGCGCCUCCGGUCUGAGGCGUACUGGGCGCAGAGAGCCGCCGCCGCCCAGCGGCCGGCGCGCUCGCGCUGGGAGCUGGGAGUGCGGCGGCGCCGCCCGUGCUUCGGCGAAGAGGGCUGCCUCGGGCCCGCGGCUGCCCCAGCGCCGGCAGCGGAGGGCGCCGCAGGCGCCGGCCCGGCGGCGCCAGCGUCGCCGGCAGCGGGAGCCGCCGAAGGCGCGGAUGGCAGUCCCAAGAGCUGGGCGGGCGCCAUCUCGAGGGAGUUGCGCCGCGGGGCGCUCGUGCCGGUUCCGCCUCCGGUCCCGCCGCUGGCUGCGCCGCCAGGACCACUCGGUGCCGCUCUGAGGUCGCGCGGCCGGUCGUACCACCCGGCGCGGAGCUGCUAGGGGCCGUUGACCAUGCAAGCAGUUGUAAGUGAGUUUCAUGAGCAAUUGCAAGUGCAGCCGCUUGCUGCUCCAAGACCUGCUGACACUUAGCGCCGCGCUACUCAGCGUCCAGUAGCACUCAGGGCAAUCCACGCACUCGUUUCGUUCUGCGCAUUGCGCCCCUCCAGAGGCGUGCACCUUGUUUUUCAUGUCGGACUGCGCCCCUGGCCCUCCGAAC